Molecule: messenger RNA, 2015 nt
Organism: Tauraco erythrolophus (red-crested turaco)
Lineage: Eukaryota; Metazoa; Chordata; Aves; Musophagiformes; Musophagidae
Source: RefSeq, a predicted model, not a curated record
GACUUAACUGGCCAGUGAGAACAUCUCUCAAGCAUGGGAAAUAUUUUUGCUAACCUCUUCAAAGGCCUUUUUGGCAAAAAAGAAAUGCGUAUUCUAAUGGUUGGUCUGGAUGCUGCAGGAAAGACGACUAUUUUGUACAAACUUAAACUUGGUGAAAUAGUAACUACUAUUCCUACUAUAGGUUUCAAUGUGGAAACAGUAGAAUACAAGAACAUUAGCUUCACGGUCUGGGAUGUAGGCGGUCAGGAUAAGAUCAGACCACUCUGGCGCCAUUAUUUCCAGAACACACAAGGUCUGAUUUUUGUGGUUGACAGUAAUGACAGAGAACGAGUGAACGAGGCCAGAGAAGAGCUUAUGAGAAUGUUGGCAGAAGAUGAGCUCAGAGAUGCUGUUUUAUUAGUGUUUGCUAACAAACAGGACCUGCCGAACGCCAUGAAUGCAGCAGAAAUCACAGACAAACUCGGACUGCAUUCUCUUCGUCACAGGAACUGGUAUAUCCAGGCAACCUGUGCCACUAGUGGAGACGGUCUCUAUGAAGGACUGGACUGGUUGUCCAAUCAGCUCCGAAACCAGAAAUGAAACCAUAAACCUUCCUCUUCCCUCUUUUUCCACCCCUCCCUCUUAUUUCCUCCUGUUCGCCCUUCGCUUUACUCUAAUGUGGCAAACUGUGCUACUUUGUGGUAUCGAGUGCCGGAAGCUGUUUUCAUUCCUUUUGUCACAGUAUAUAUUGCAUCAUGCUGUAAAUGUGGCAAAUACAAGCCUGAAAACAGUUAGGUUUCUUAUUUAAUGUAAAUAGUUUUUGUUUCCAAUGAGGCAGUUUCUGGUACUCCUAUGCAAUAUUACUCAGCUUUUUUAUUGUAAAGAAUCAACUCACUGUUCAGUACGUGGAAGGGAUUUAAGUGGGUUACCAUAAGGGUUGCCAGUGGUCCUUGUGCAGUAGAGCUGAACACUAUCUCAGCUGGGUUGUGAGAUCUGUGAGAUCCAUUUUGGGGGUUGGUUUUUAACCCAAAUUCUGUAUUUUUUUUAAAUAGUCAAGGAAAAGUAAAAACACUUCAACACGCAGACGUUUGACGCAGCUUCUGCUGUUCUAAGCUCUAACGCGGUGACUUUCGAUUCUUUUGAAAUGGUGAAGCGAUGAUUGACACCCAGUUAGCUUCAUCUGGUUAAAGAACAGAUCAUAACUGGUAGAUCUUUGGCUCUUUCUGUGGCUCAUGGUAUGUGCUCAUGUAUUUGUUCACACUCAUUAAAAGAUGUGUCGGACCCGGUUUAGAUGAGCUUGCAGACUCACGCUAAACUUGUGACCGUUGGUUCAGGUGAGAUUUAUCGCUUCCGUUGAACUUGAAUAAUUUCCAGAAGUCACAUUUUUAGCCUGUCGUCCUCGUCAAAAGUGUUUUGUACUUUUCUUGUGUGUAAACCACUCCAGAAGGCAAACCUUUCCACAGAAAGCACAGCCUCUACUGGUCCUAAGCUCUAUAGGCAGAAAGUACUGUACUUAACGUUAGAAUUGCCAUGAAAACCACCAAACAUCUAUGUAUAGCAUCUAGGAAAAAAAAACAAAACAAAACAAAAAAGCAUGAGAGUUUGGAGAGUCAUUCCACUCUAGAAGUAUUCAAUCCCAUUCUGGAACAAUCCCAUAUCUGUAUAUGUGUGAAAACCCUUGGCAUCCCUCAUACUGCAAGGUUCAGAUUUGCCAUCAGUAAAAAGACCUCUUUACUUUUCUUUUGUAUUUUGAUAAACACUGAAGAAGCUGGAGCUGUUCAAACUUUAACUCGAGGAACUAUCAGAACUGGUUUAUUUAGUGUUGUGGAAACCUUUAUUGCUUUCAGUACACGAUUAGUAAUCAACUGUUUUGUAUACUUGUUUUCAGUUUUCAUUUCGACAAACAAGCACUGUAAUUAAAGCUAUUAGAAUAAAAUCUCUUAACUAUUUCAUGUUUUUUAUGCCUUGCUGUUCAUUCGAUCAUCUUGGCAGAAUCAUAAUGAAAUACUUGUUGAAUAAAAAGUUUCAUGAAACUU